Cynara cardunculus var. scolymus (artichoke) is the source of this 1420-nucleotide messenger RNA. Its product is annotated as bifunctional dTDP-4-dehydrorhamnose 3,5-epimerase/dTDP-4-dehydrorhamnose reductase-like. The transcript is spliced from 2 exons. Gene Ontology annotation, cellular component: methionine adenosyltransferase complex. The record is from RefSeq and is a predicted model, not a curated record. NCBI's taxonomy places the organism in Eukaryota, Viridiplantae, Streptophyta, Magnoliopsida, Asterales, Asteraceae. The coding region runs from base 105 to 1010 and encodes 301 amino acids. Gene Ontology annotation, biological process: S-adenosylmethionine biosynthetic process. Gene Ontology annotation, molecular function: methionine adenosyltransferase regulator activity.
ACACCGACACAGAUAAACACAGCUGGCGAAUCUCACUCCUCCUAUAAACUAGAGAGAUCCGCCGGAGACAGAUCGGAAGAUCUUCUCUUUUACCUCACCUCCAAAUGGGUUCCCAAUCCAACGGUUCGCCGGCGUCUCCAUUAAAGUUCUUGAUCUACGGUCGAACCGGUUGGAUUGGUGGUUUAUUGGGCAAACUUUGCGAAGCUCAAGGCAUUGAUUACACCUACGGCUCCGGCCGUCUCGAGUCGCGCGAAACCCUCAUCGCCGACCUCGCCGCCGUUAACCCUAGUCAUGUAUUCAACGCCGCCGGAGUUACCGGCCGACCAAACGUUGACUGGUGUGAGUCACACAAGGUGGAGACUAUCCGUACUAAUGUCGUCGGAACUCUAACUCUCGCCGACGUUUGCCGUGAAAAGGGGUUGAUUUUGAUUAAUUAUGCUACUGGUUGUAUAUUUGAGUAUGAUUCGGAGCAUCAACUCGGGUCGGGUGUCGGGUUUAAGGAAGAGGAUACUCCGAAUUUCAUCGGAUCUUUCUACUCCAAGACUAAAGCUAUGGUCGAGGAAUUGCUCAAAGAGUACGAUAACGUAUGCACGCUGCGGGUAAGAAUGCCGAUCUCUUCCGAUCUCACGAACCCUCGAAACUUCAUCACAAAGAUCAGUCGUUACGAGAAAGUGGUAAACAUCCCGAACUCCAUGACCAUUCUAGACGAGCUCCUCCCGAUCUCCAUUGAAAUGGCGAAACGCAACCUCACCGGGAUCUACAACUUCACAAACCCCGGUUGCGUUAGCCACAACGAGGUAUUGGAGAUGUACCGUGAGUACAUCGACUCGAGUUUCACGUGGAAAAACUUCAAUCUCGAGGAGCAAGCGAAAGUGAUCGUGGCUCCGAGAAGCAACAACGAACUCGAUACCACCAAGUUGAAAACCGAGUUUCCCGAGCUUUUGUCGAUCAAGGAAUCGCUCGUGAAGUUUGUGUUUGAGCCGAACCGGAAGACACCGGUUGCAGCUUGAUCGUAAGGUUUGAAGUUCUUCAAUUCCGUUGCUUUUUUUCUUGGACAAUAUAUUUAUCGUUAUAUGUUCGGAUUGCACGAUUACGAUGAAGAUUUCUUACGAUAUAGCAUAUUUUUCAUGUUUUCUAUCAUCCCGACCGUCUUUGAUGACGAAUAAAAUUGUCGGAAAUGAUAUGGUUGUCGAUUUGUUUGGUUAUGUAACAUUGUAUACGAUUUCGGAUUGGAGAAUGAAAGGCUCAUCCAUUUUGUCACGUAGAUGUCAAGUCUGUAUACAUGUUGUCUUAGACCUCACGUUCAGGUGAGAUAUACUGGAGUUCUGUUUCAUUUCCGUCAUUCGACAUGAUUGUUGUUAUAUGAUCAGACGGUACGAUCCCUUGGUUCUUUGAUUGCUCUCGGGGUUGUUUGGUUGAU